AUGGAUUGGCGGCCCGCCGAGGAGUCCCAACCAGAGCCGAAGAGGGCCAAAAUGAAUUUUCAUCCAAUCUUGAGUUUUUCAGAAGAGGACAAGAUCGGAACCAUCCAGCCCCACGACGAUGCGCUGUUGAUCACUCUCAGAAUCGGGGACUACGAUGUGAAAAGAGUGAUGGUGGAUGGUGGCAGUGGGGUUGAGGUUAUGUACCUCGACCUCUACAAGGGGCUGGGGUUAAAACCGGAAGAUUUGAUACCCUAUAACUCUCCUCUGAUGAGCUUCGACGGGAAGCUUGUCAUUCCAAAGGGUAUGAUUAGGCUUCCUAUCCAGACCGACCUAGAGAUAGUAGAGGUGAACUUUAUCCAGGUGGACACCUACUCUCCCGACACAGCCAUCGUCGCUAGGGACCAAGUUCUCGAAAUCCGUGGUUGCCAAUCCACGGCAAGGCAGUGUGUGGUGGCUGCCAUCUCACAUUGGCUCGAUGUAGAGUCCUUGGCCUCUGCUGAAAAGAAUUUAUCGCAAUCAAGGGCCCCGGUUUCGCCUCCUGAUACAGCUGCCAAGGAGGCGAAAUGCAAAGAUCUGAAGGAGAUGGAGAAAGAGGAGUCGAUUGAGUUUCUCAAAAUAAAUAUUGAUGUAUUUGCAUGGGAUGCCUGCGAUGCUCUCGGGAUUGAUCCAGCCUUCAUCUGUCACCAUCUCAAUGUCAACCUGUCCAUCACUCCCAAGAAGCAGCCACCCCGUCGCCCAUCAAGAGAGCACGCCGAUGUGAUUAGGGAUGAAGUGGCAAAGCUUAAGUGUGCAGGGGCUAUCAAAGAGGUUUUUUACUCCAAAUGGUUGGCCAACACCGUGGUGGUCAAGAAUAAAAGUGGGAAGUGGCGGGUUUGUGUAGACUUCAUGGACCUAGAAAAAGCUUGCCCAAAAUACCCGUUCUCCAUGCCUCGGAUAGACCAGCUGGUGGAUGCAAUGGCAGGCCAUCCUCUGAUGAGCUUCUUAGAUGUCUUUCAAGGCUAUCAUCAAAUACCAUUAGCCCUGGAGGAUCAGGAGAAGACAACCUUCGUGACACCUACUGGGAACUAUCACUACAAAGUAAUGUCGUUCAGUCUGAAGAACACAGGGUCCACUUAUCAAAGGAUGAUGACAAUAAUGUUUGAACAACAGUUGGGCAAAAGCAUCGAAAUCUAUGUUGAUGAUAUGGUUGUGAAGAGUAAAGUGGUGUUCAAGCAUUUAGGGGACCUCAGUAGGACCUUUGAUGUUUUAAGGAAGCACAAGCUACGCCUAAAUGCUUCCAAAUGCUCAUUUGGCGUGGGAUCAGGCAAAUUUUUAGGCUACAUGGUUACUCAUAGGGGAAUUGAGGUUAACCUUGACCAGAUUAAAGCUAUUAAUAAUUUAAAACCACCGCGAAAUGCCAAGGAGGUUCAAAAGCUUACUGGAAUGAUCGCAGCCCUAAAUCGAUUCAUUUCUAGGCCGGCGGAUAGAUGCAGACCGUUCUAUCUUUUGAUCAAUAAGUGGAAAGGAUUUGAGUGGUCCGAGGACUGUAUUGUGGCCUUCCAGCAACUCAAGGAAUACCUAUCACAACCACCUAUCAUGUCCAGUUCUGAGGCCGAUGAAGUCCUGUACGCAUAUAUUGCUGUGGCCCUUCAUGUUGUGAGCUUGGUGCUAAUACGGGAUGACAAUGGCCUUCAAAAGCCAGUCUAUUACGUGAGCAAGUCGUUGCAUGAAACUAAGAUCAGAUACUUACCCCUGGAGAAAGCCAUACUGGCUGUGGUCCAUGCUACUCGAAAGCUUCCCCAUUAUUUCCAAGCCUACACAGUGGUUGUUCUAACCCAACUACCCUUGAAGUCCGUACUUCGGACCGCUGAUUACACUGGAAGGAUUGCCAUAUGGAGCACAAUCCUGGGAGCUUUUGACUUCAAGUACAUGCCUCGAACCUUCAUAAAGGGCCAGGUCCUAACUGACUUGGUGGCCGAAUUUGCUGAACCACCAGUAGAAACAGCAACAGAGGAGUACAACAUGGAUGAAAAAUCGGUUGGCGUAAUCUCUAUGCCAAGACCCCUAUGUUGGAAGGUGUACGUUGAUGGCGCAGCAAAUCAAAGGGAGUUCGGAGUAGGGCUAGUCCUGAUAUCUCCUGAAAAGACUACCAUAGAGAAAUCCCUGAGACUGGGGUUCUCGGCCACGAAUAACGAAGCCGAAUAUGAGGCCUUGUUACAAAGAAUAACCAUGGUGCAGAAAAUGGGAGGAAAAACAAUAGAGAUGUUCUCGGACUCUAGACUAGUAGUGGGCCAGGUCGAAACUGAGCCAUUGGCAAACAUCAAAGAUGUGGAUGCUAAGAAAUUCAUCUGGAGAAACAUUGUUACACGAUUCGGGGUCCCUCAUACCCUCAUUUUAGAUAAUGGACUCCAAUUUGACAGCAAGGCCUUCAGAAGAUAUUGCUGCGAGUUGGGGAUCUCUAACAGGUACUCAACUCCAACUUACCCCCAAGGAAAUGGGCAAGCCAAGGCUGUCAAUAAGAUCAUAGUCAAUGGGCUUAAGAAGAGACUGGAUGACGCCAAGGGAAGAUGGGUAGAAAAGCUGCCGCACGUCUUAUGGACUUACCAGACUACACCACGACGGUCAACUUAG
Quercus robur (English oak) is the source of this 2610-nucleotide messenger RNA. RefSeq lists its product as uncharacterized. The transcript is spliced from 4 exons. Gene Ontology annotation, molecular function: nucleic acid binding. The record is from RefSeq and is a predicted model, not a curated record. Gene Ontology annotation, biological process: DNA integration. NCBI's taxonomy places the organism in Eukaryota, Viridiplantae, Streptophyta, Magnoliopsida, Fagales, Fagaceae. The coding region runs from base 1 to 2610 and encodes 869 amino acids.